CACGUGGCCCCCAGUUAGCAGACCAGGAAAAUUCCAUCUCUUGCACACUUAGCUUCACACACCCAUCUGCUCACUCACCCUGGCACACUUAGCCUUGCUCACCCACCAUCUGCACUCGUCACCGCACACACCUGGCACACUUUCUCACCCUCAGCCUCUUCUGCCUCUCCUAAAGCCUUUCCUUCGCUGCCCCAUUGACGACCCUAGACCUACCAUGUCCCUGGAACCACUGAAGUUCCAGGCAGUGGGGGAGGAUGAGGAGGAUGAGGAGGAGAGCUUAGAUUCCGUGAAGGCACUGACAGCCAAGCUUCAGCUCCAGACCCGAAGACCCUCAUAUCUGGAGUGGACUGCCAGAGUCCAGAGCCGGGCCUGGUGCAGAGCCCAAGCCAGACCCGAGCCAGAAAGACCUGGAGCCAUCUGUGGCUUCGACUCCAUGGAUUCUGCGCUUGAGUGGCUCAGAAGCGAGCUGGAGAUGCGUGCUCAGGAUCGACAGCUGGCGGGGCAGCUGCUGAAGCUGCGGGCCCAGCUGCACCGACUGAAAGUGGACCAAGCCUGUCACCUGCACCAGGAGCUGCUGGAUGAGGCGGAGCUGGAGCUGGAGCUCGAGUCUGGGAUUGGCCUGGCUCUGGCCCCACCACUGCGGCACCUGGGACUCACGCGCAUGAACAUCACUGCCAGGCGCUUCACCCUCUGUUGAGGACCCUUGGGUGUCUAUCUGGGAAGAAGGAAGGAAGAGGUGGCCCUGUGGCUCCGGCAUCUGCUGGGGGAGAGGGCACACUUAGGUUUCUGAAAGUUGAAUUCAGAGAGCACAAAGCCCCAGGGUGAGGAAAAGAGAGGAAGCUCAGGCCCCAGAUGUCUUAAUAAAAACCCACUGCAUACCAUCAAAGCUUCUGCAGUCCUUC
This is a messenger RNA of Alexandromys fortis (reed vole), 902 nucleotides long. It is a transcript of the gene Fam167b, whose product is annotated as family with sequence similarity 167 member B. The transcript has 2 exons. Bases 215 to 697 code for a protein of 160 amino acids. The record is from RefSeq and is a predicted model, not a curated record. NCBI's taxonomy places the organism in Eukaryota, Metazoa, Chordata, Mammalia, Rodentia, Cricetidae.